GUUGAAAGCUGAAAGGAAAGGAACCUGGAAGUAUUGUUCCAACUACCAAAAGUUAUUUUUCUACUUGUUUUUUUUUUAUUGUCUCGACAUUCCUAAAUUAUGAUGAGGAAAUUGAUAGAUGUAACGAAUACCUAAGAAGAGUUUCUUAACAUUUAAAAGUAAUUUUAAUUGAAUACUAGUUUAAAUGUUGAUUAAACAUAGAGAAUAGAAACGAUUGGUAUAAUGUUGACAUCCAUUUGGCACGAAGAGGUAGUUGCAAAUCGCUGAAGAAAUGCUCAUUCGAUCGAUCUUUUGAAUAUAGCUUUUUGAAAAUCGCCAUCUAUCUUUCUCGAUAAAUGACAAAUAUUGUCUAUCGAGCGUAAGACAACGUUAAUUACGAAGAUCAAUUUGUUUUUUCGCGCACGAGCUUCGUGUAUGUACACCGUAAAUUACGAAAAAGAGUGUCAAGUCGGUGUAGGAAUGUGGCACUUCAAAAUGGCUGCCAGUUACUUUAGUAAUUUACGGCUGUAUCUUUCUUUGUUGUUGCUGAUGUAAUUACGAUUGUGUAUCGGAGUAUCGCAGAAUUGAUUUGAAGGAAAAAUAGUGGAUCGAAAGUUUUACGUACACGUUACCCUCGUCACAUGGGUUCUGGGUAAACGUGAUAAUAGAAUAUGCUCUCAAGUCGUUCUCUCCUGAUUGCUACUUCGAUCGAACUUAUUUCAAGACAUUUAUCAGCCAAUGCCUCCUCGUCUACGAAGAAAGUGUGUUAUUGUAGCUUAUUCAUCAUAUAAAGGACUUUCUGGAUCGAUCCUUUGCAUAUCUAACGAAUAGGUUAGAUUUCUGAUCGAUCUGAACAUCAUGUCCAUCAAAGAUACGGAAUUUGUGAGAUUAUAUACGAAUCUUUUUUAUUCUAUACUACGAGCUUCCGAAUAAUACAUAUAUAUAUAUACACACAUAUAUGUAUGUAUGUAUGUCUGUAUAUAUAUAUAUAUAUAUAUGUAUAUAUAUAUAUAUACACAUAUAUGUAUGUACACGCAUAUAUGUAUGUAUAUAUACGAAAUUAUGGAUGAACGAACAAAACAAAUUUAUGCUACAACCAAGACUUCUAGCAUAACGAAUAUCAUAUCUUGGUGUCCAUCGGCUCACUAAUAUCGACAUAGAUUUCUUACUGCAUGUAGUUAAGAAUAUUUGGAACGGAAGUAGUAUUAGAAUUAGCAAUGCCUGCUGUCACUCGUAUACCAGAUCAACGUGUUUGUUGUGCGUGGCAUAUUACACUACUGCUGCAAUGACACUACGAAAAGUCUACGCUAAAGCUUGUUAGCAUCAAGCUAGAUCCCUGGAUUAAAGCUAGGUCUCAGAGGACCUAGCAUGGGCCACUAUGAAUCCACCCGCGGUUAGUAAAUCGAGCACUCGUGGCUCUGGAUACCAUCAAAAGGCCCUAGCUGAAAUUCGCAAUUCUCUGCUGCCUUUUGCAAAUAUCGGAGGAGCAGGUGAAGUGGGUUCCAGUGCUGCCAGUACUAUAUCUACUUUAUCCACAACCAGUGGGAUAAGUUCUGCCUCUGGACUCAGUGGUCUCUCGGGUGCUUCUGGUUCAACUAUCGAUAAAUCUGAUCAACGACAAUUAUUGGCACAGUUAUUAGCCAUGGGAUAUUCGGAGGAAAUUGCACUGCGGGCCCUGAAGUUGGCUGGUUGGCGUCUGGAUGCCGCUAUAGAGUUUUUAAAACAAGCCCAAGGCGAAUCUCUGAACGGUCUUGGUAAACUUAAUACCAAGCUCAUAAGGAAACCUAGUUUAGAGCGAGAGUUGAGUUUACAACGCGGUAGUCCUGCGCUGGAUAGCGGAGCAGGAAGUUCGCGAUCCGAUAGUCCCCGUUUGACGGAGCUCAGUCCUCAUCCACAGCUGAGUCGACAAUAUUCUCCGAGCAAUUUCGUAGAACGAGAACCACCACCUCCUCCGCCACCUCGAUGCAGCUCCACGCCACCUCCACCGCCGCCACCUCACGCUCCGUAUAACCAACCGAACGUACCUACCAACAUGCAGCAAAUGCUUAAGCGCAUGUCUCCUGCUCCAGUCGUUCCUACACGACCGCCACCCACAGCACCUGGCAAUACAGGACCUAUAUCAACGUCUGUCAACUUGCCGCAACGGGGUACAAGUCCUGUGGCGAGUUCGAAUAACAAUUCAAACAGCCGUCAGCCUAUGAUCGUUCAAAACGGGCCUCAAGUUCAGCAACAGCUCUCACAGCAAAUGCAGGCCCUCAGCAUAUACCAAACGAGCAACAACACUUCUAAUACUCAAGUUGAACCGCCACCCCCGUACCCCAUAGUCUCGUCUUCGUCGGCAGGUCCGGUGCAACCACCAUCGUAUAGCGUUUCUAUACAAAGCAGGCAGAGUCCUACGCAGUCUCAGCAAGAUUAUCGAAAAAGUCCUUCCUCUGGUAUAUAUUCUGGGCCUACAUCGGCUGGCUCACCGAGCCCCAUCACAGUUUCUGCCAUAUCACCGAGCACUCAAGCAUCCAUGGCCAGACCAACCCCUCUGCAAGCUUGGGGCGCGCGACAGGCGAAAACCCAGCCACCGAUAAUCAUGCAAUCCGUCAAGAGCACACAAGUUCAGAAACCCGUCUUGCAGACUGCUAUCGCACCGACUUCUCCUCAGCCCAUCUCGACCACCAGCAAUACGCCUCCACCUCCACCUUCUUAUGCGUCCUCUAUUCAACAAAAGCAACAGCAACCGCAGCAGCAACAGCCGCAACAGUCGCAACAGCAACAGCAACAACAAUCCUCGCAGCAACAACCACCGCCUGCGUAUCCACCGGUGAACAACGUUGGUAGCACGUCCACGAAUAACAUAAACGUAGGUGUCUCGGUAGGGGUACCUACCACAGAGCCGCCAAGUUACGCGACUACGAUGCAAGCGUUAGCUGCGCAACGUGGUUUGCAUCAUCCACUUCCUCCUCCACCGUAUGGGACGCCAACUACCGACGAUUCCAGCGUGAUAUCAACGGUGGAGAACAGCACGAACCUCAGGUCGUCUCCUGUCGCGCUGCACCCUCCGUUGCAAAGAAAAUACUCACCUGCUGAGAAUUGUCAGCAUCCUAUAGAAACACCGCCUCUACCUCCGGUAACAUCGACUUCUGUAACCUCGAGGAAUAAUAAUAAUAAUAAUAAUAACAACAACAGCAGCAGUAACGGUGGAAGCAAUAGUAGCAGUAAUAACAAUAACAAUAAUAACCAUGCACCAGAUAGCAACGGGGCUAAGGGAGGAGGUUCGCCCUCGUCUUACAAGAUCAAGCAUCAGUCACCGAUACCUGAAAGGAAACACAUGAGCAAAGAGAAAGAGGAGGAGCGUAGAGACUGCAAAGUACGUAAUUACUCUCCUCAGGCGUUUAAAUUCUUCAUGGAACAGCAUGUUGAAAAUGUGUUGAAGUCUCACAAGCAACGGCUGUACCGUCGACUUCAGCUGGAAACAGAGAUGGCAAAGAUUGGGCUUAGUGCAGAAGCCCAGUGUCAAAUGAGAAAAAUGUUGUCGCAGAAGGAAUCGAACUACAUCAGACUGAAACGAGCAAAGAUGGAUAAGUCAAUGUUCACGAAAAUAAAGCCUAUCGGAGUGGGCGCGUUUGGUGAGGUAACGUUGGUCAGGAAGCUCGAUACCAAUCAAUUUUACGCCAUGAAGACUCUGAGGAAAGCAGACGUACUGAAUCGUAAUCAGGUAGCUCACGUUAAAGCUGAAAGAGACAUAUUGGCGGAGGCUGAUAACGAAUGGGUAGUGAAGCUCUAUUAUUCAUUUCAAGAUAAAGACAAUCUGUAUUUUGUAAUGGAUUAUAUACCUGGUGGUGAUCUGAUGUCGCUGCUGAUCAAGUUUGGGAUAUUCAAGGAACCAUUGGCGAGAUUUUACAUUGCUGAGCUGACGUGCGCGGUAGAAAGUGUUCACAAGAUGGGUUUCAUUCAUAGAGACAUUAAACCUGAUAACAUCUUGAUAGAUCGAGAUGGGCACAUCAAGUUGACGGACUUUGGAUUGUGCACGGGAUUUCGAUGGACUCACAACUCCAAGUAUUAUCAACAAAAUGGUCACGGGAAGCAAGAUUCCAUGGAUCCCGCUGAUGAUUGGAAUAACGAGUGUCGUUGCAUUCAAUCGAAGCCGCUGGAACGCAGGAGGCACAGAGAACAUCAAAGGUGUUUAGCUCAUUCGUUGGUUGGCACACCAAACUACAUUGCGCCGGAAGUACUGCAACGGACGGGAUAUACUCAGUUGUGCGAUUGGUGGAGCGUCGGUGUAAUUUUGUACGAAAUGUUGGUUGGCUCUCCACCAUUUCUUGCCAAUACACCCGCUGAAACGCAAUACAAGGUGAUUAACUGGGAGACAACUCUACAUAUCCCUAAACAAGCAAACCUCUCCCCUGAAGGUAUGGAUCUGAUAUUAAAACUGUGCGUUGGCGCGGAUCGUCGGUUAGGUAAGAACGCGGACGAGGUGAAAAGUCAUCCGUUUUUCGCAAGUAUCGACUUUGAGAAAGGAUUACGCCGACAAGUAGCUCCACACAUACCUAGGAUACAAUAUCCUACCGAUACGAGUAACUUCGAUCCCGUGGAUCCCGAUAAAUUACGGAAUUCAGAGUCAUCCGAUUCCAAUAAAUCGGACGAGCUAUUAGACAACGGGAAACCGUUUCAUGGUUUCUUCGAGUUCACGUUUAGACGAUUCUUUGACGACGGUGGUGGUCCUGCGUAUCCUAGUCGAAUAAGUUUGGACGAUAACGACAAUCAAGGUCCCGUUUACGUAUGACAGUAGGCUUAUAAGUUUUAUUUGUGUCAAAGAUGAGAUAAUGCAAUGUUUCACGUUCAGUCGGAAAAUGUUUGUAAAUAUUGUUCGAAGAGCUUGUUCUGGAUUAGGAUGAGUAGUUAGAACGAUGCGAACCCGUGUAGAAUUUUGUUGAAUCGUUGUCAGGAAACGUAUACCGUACUAUGUUAUAUGAGCUGAACAGAACGGCGAUCAUCGAAAACAGAAACCCUCGCUUUUGUUCCUUAAUUUCGAUAACACGAUUAGUGCCCAUACGUGUCGCGUACAGUCAUGGAAAUCAUCACAAAGAACACGGAUGGCUAAUGCUAGUUCUUAUUUCACGUGUACUUACUACUUAACCCUUUAACGUCUAUUGUCCGCAGAAUUUUCCAAGACGCGUCUCACGCGUCUUUAUUAUCUAUAAUGCAACUACUUGAACAAAUUUGCUGCUUAAAUGGUUAACGAUUGACACAUUUCAACUCAUACUGUUAGAUUCACCCGUUUUAUGUACCGUAAUCGAUGACAUUGUACAAGAUCGAAUACUCGGUGUAGGAGUUAAAACCCGUUUGAGUUGUUUAACAAAUGUUACGAUACAAUAGACAUUCAGGUGAAUUUUUUAAGAGAAUAAAAACAAUGAUAAAAGCUUGAUAAAAAGUCGAGAAAAGAAUGAACAAUGCUCGUUGACUUACGUUCAAUCGGAAAUUCACGUGAAACAAAGGAGAGUAGUUGAAAUACAUCCGUGUGUUACACCAUUGAACACGUGAAUCCGUACACGUAGAAUAGGGGGCUCUAAAUAUUAUAUGUAUAUCGGUCUACAUACGUGUAUUUCAUUAUUUGUAUCUUUGUGUGUUUUUUCCUCAUUUUUCCUAUACCACCCCCCACCCCGCCGCGACCACUACAUAUUUCAUUAACCAGAGAAUUACCUGUCGGAAUCACCUUCUCAGAGAUCAUAUCUUUCAGAUCAGAACAAUCGAUAACACAAUGACGGGACAAAAUUUAAUCGUGGAAUCCAAAAUUGAUGGGCAUUUAUCGCGUGUUUGUGGUCCACUUUCUAGAAUUUUAUUAUUAGAACGUGACACGAUGUAUAUCAAUUUGAGAACUCGAGAUACGAUAGCUUUUAUAUUUUCGUGAAUCGAGGUAAAGAUAUACGACUUUUUCAAAGAAAAGGGUAUCAAUUCAUUUACUGCGAGGCGUAUGUAAUCUCGAAUACAAUUAUAAAACGUGAUGGUCGAUCGAAAGAUGAGACAGUAAAUGAUCAAUGGCUAGGCAAUGUAUACUCUUUAUUGUAGUGUUUAUCGAGGAAAAGGUAUCGUGGUUGCCAUCCUUAUUGGAAUUGGCUUUCGUGCGUAUCGGAAACACGUGUUUGUAUGUUUCAGCAAGUACUGUGAUAUUGCAAAUAAUUAGAAUAAUGUGGCUUUUAAAUGUAUCGGCCUUAUUUAACGUCUUUUUUUUUUUUUUACAUUGAAUGCUACAACAUGUAAUAAUUAUUACUAAAUAUUAAUUAUUAUUGUAUAGAUUCUUGAAUGGAUGUAAUGUGUUCAUUGCAUAUUUUAUGCAGCUUUCAAUCGUCAAGCCUUUUUUUUCUUUUUUUUUUUUUUGGCACUUCUCUAAUAUUUUUCGUUUCUUUUCUUUUCUUUUUUUUUCUUUUUUUAAAUAUUUUGUAAUUUUAAGAAAUGUUAUCGAUUUAAUGUCAUGCCGUAUACAUAUAUUUUGUGUGUGUCUCUUAUGUCUUCUCGGAUUAAUUAGAUGUAUCCUAAAAUUAAGAAACUCUGGAAAAAGUAUGAGACGAACAGUUCGAAAGUUGAAUUGCACAGACAAAAUCGUUUAUUUAAUGUAAGUAAAAAACACGAGUAAGUAAUGUAACGUCAACCAAGUAACGAACAUUCAAUUUGUCCAUACCAUUUUCACGAAACGAUUCCUAUCAUUCGUAAACGGCUUCUUAACGUAAGACUUCCUAACGAUAGACGUACCGAAAGAACUGUUGAAACUAUCGAUUGCAAUACAUGUUUACAUUAUGGAUAACGAAUCUCCAUAUCUCGUGUCACAAACGCAUGUAAUUUUAUACGAUACGAUACGCCGUAUUAUUUUUAGAAAAAAGAAAUACCUCUGUAAGACACGCUUUGUCUGGGGUAUUAUUUGUUCCCUUGUUUCAAUUAACUGGCUUUUAUUUAAAUUGUUUAGUGUCUUUGUUAAUUUGUAUUAUUCUCAUUGUUGAAUAUGUACGUACGUAUUAUAAGCAAAAUGAAUUGAAACGACUGGGAAACGAGCCAAUUAAUUUGUUUAAACAACACACGAUUAAAACCUGAAAGACUUAAUCGUUGACGUUACUCGUUUGAUAGAAGAGAAAGGGUUGAACACUGCAUUACUGCAUCAAGAAUGUAUGUACCAUGUACAAAUUAAAGAUAAAUCGUUUUAUUCGUACUGUUAACAUGUUGACAACGGAAAGUGAAAUCGUUAAUUUUUAAUAGUUAAUUGUAUAUCUACAGAGAAUUGGCAAGAAUCGAUAGAUAUUAAAAAUAAAACACCUGUUGCGGUGUAACAUUGAAACAGUAACGAUCAGAAUUUAAAAUACAAAUUAUAUUACAGAUUUACGUACAAUUGUAUGUGUUGUUUCGUACUCAAAUUGUUUAAAAACUAGUUUAAAUAAUUACUACUAAUUUGUGUGCUCUUUACGUGCAGUAUAUACCAAAGGAAAAGUAAGUCUUUUAUAUAGAACGAGAAGAUUACUAGAAAAGUAAUCGUCUGAACGUUACUGUAUUAAUAACAGAUGACAAAUGUUUAAAUACGUGUUUCGCAUGAUUUAUUCGUUAUUAUUGCACGUAGAAGAAAAAUGUAUGUAUUGCAAGAGAAAAAGGCAGGAAGGGAAAAAUGUAAGAAUGACUUAGGUUUCCGUUACUGGUUCGCUAUUAUUUAUAAACCGACAUUCUUCCUGAAAAAGGAGAUUCGAUACACGAGAAGGAAACAAAUUUUCCAUGCAGCAAUAGGUUGUCUAUAAAAAUUGUGAAGUUGUCGGUAGUGGAACAGGAAGGAAUGGGGAAUAGUAAUUUUUGUAAUAAUACGCAACGCAUUUAAGUGUCGUAUUCAUGCUCCCCCGCCCCGGUGCGCCCCACAGCCCCCCCCCCUCCCCCGCCCCCAAAGUGCAUCUAUUUGUUUCGAUUGCACAUUCGACAAAUAAUGAAUACCAAAGGGAUUCACUCUUAUUAUCAUAAAAGUAAUCCUUGUAUACUACAGUUGAUAAUCUUACUCUUUGUAUACAUAAUUUUUGCAUGUGUAAUUUUAGUUAAUAGAUGUGCGCAAGACGAUGGCACAAGAACACCGAGUUGAUGCUAAAACGAACUUUCAGCAAGCGUUAGUUGUUCUGUACAACUACAGGAUUAUUCUGCGCGUGUGUAAUUGCUACUCGAUCGUUAAAAAGAUUUACAAGUGCUUCCUUCGGUGGAUUUAAUUUGUAAUAUAUAUUUUAGAACAAUUGAAAAAUCAAACGGUAAUCUGCUUUUACCGCAUACGGACAUACAUACAACGACACCUAUCGAAAAAUGAUUCUUGUCUCUGUUAACACGUUGUGUGCCUUUACAAUAUCUACGUACUAGGGUAUUUGCAGAAAAAUAAAUAAGAAAGAUGAAACUCUUUUUACUAUAAGGCUGAACACUUGGUACAAAAAAGAAACAAACAAUACUAUAUUAUUUACAUUAAAGAAUAUAGGUAGAAGGGAAAGGUUUUCCAAAGUUAGUAUGCAAAAACAAUUAUGCAUCGCAGCAUAACCAUCGGCAGUCAACGUGUUUAACUAAAAAAAUUUGGUAAUUAACGAGUCGAUACCUCUCACUGUGUAUUGAAAAGAUAAAAAUAUUUUUAUACCAUGAAAUAUACAUGUAUAUAAUAAUUUAGCUCUAAAUGUUAUCCAUAUAUGUAUAUAUUUUAACUAUGAUUUAACUAUGCACUAAAUUAAGCUCAUCUCGACUAAUAAAUUGUGUAGCGUUGUUGCCAGCGCAAAGAUCUUAUGUCAUUGAAUUAUCUUACAGAUUAUAUCUAUUGCAAUUACAAUAUUAUAUACAGAUCUGUUAACCCACAUGUCAAAGGAAAGUGAUUUUGAAUUAUAUAAUUGUACAUUUUGUAACAUCCUUUUCUGCUUUGUAAUUAUGUUAUGGAAGUAAGAGGAAAGGCGUACUAGUUUUUUAAGACGGUAUAAUAUAUUAAACUUUGUAUAUAUUUUCGAUAAUUAUUCUAAAUUAAAAUUAUGUUUAAUGCUUA
Messenger RNA from Hylaeus volcanicus, 8995 nucleotides. It is a transcript of the gene wts, whose product is annotated as serine/threonine-protein kinase Warts. Lineage: Eukaryota; Metazoa; Arthropoda; Insecta; Hymenoptera; Colletidae. Gene Ontology annotation, molecular function: protein binding; ATP binding; protein serine/threonine kinase activity. Gene Ontology annotation, biological process: regulation of organ growth; hippo signaling; positive regulation of apoptotic process. The coding region runs from base 1358 to 4753 and encodes 1131 amino acids. The transcript has 5 exons. The record is from RefSeq and is a predicted model, not a curated record.